AUGGAAAACGAAGGAAGCAAGGUUGAAUGGCCAAAAGCAGCAAUUUUGCGUCUUAUUGAACUAUGGGAGGGUUACGAGUCCCUCUAUAAUCCUCACCACAAACUUUACCACAACAAACAUGCUCGCCAGCAGGCCUUCAGUGAUUUGGCUGAAAAAUUAAGUGAUUUGCUGCCAACUAUUGGUUCCACUGAAGUAAAGGCCAAAUUAACAUAUUUGCGUGGGCAGUAUACCCGUGAGGUAGCUAAGCAAAAGGAAAGGAAAAGUGGAGCCGGCGCGGAAGAAGUCUACAUUCCAAGCGCAUUUUAUUUUGAAAAAUUGACUUUCCUCCAAGCCUUUAUAAAAGUUCGAAAAGGGGAGAGCAAUUUUAUAAGUGUAAGUUUCUCUGCAUUUUCCCAGCUUCCAGUUCGCUAAGUGAAUUU
Molecule: messenger RNA, 419 nt
Organism: Rhagoletis zephyria (snowberry fruit fly)
Lineage: Eukaryota; Metazoa; Arthropoda; Insecta; Diptera; Tephritidae
Source: RefSeq, a predicted model, not a curated record